Clupea harengus (Atlantic herring) is the source of this 3841-nucleotide messenger RNA. Its product is annotated as RNA polymerase II elongation factor ELL. Gene Ontology annotation, biological process: transcription elongation by RNA polymerase II; snRNA transcription by RNA polymerase II; positive regulation of transcription elongation by RNA polymerase II. Gene Ontology annotation, molecular function: cis-regulatory region sequence-specific DNA binding. The record is from RefSeq and is a predicted model, not a curated record. Gene Ontology annotation, cellular component: transcription elongation factor complex. NCBI's taxonomy places the organism in Eukaryota, Metazoa, Chordata, Actinopteri, Clupeiformes, Clupeidae.
GUCGCCAGUUGAGCUCAGUUCUAGACAUGGCAGCGCUGAGACAGGAGCAUCGGUAUGGACUCUCCUGUGGAAAAAAUAACAAAAACAUUCCCAAUAAGACUAUUUAUCACGUGAAACUAACCGACACUGCCAUUAGAACACUGGAAGCAUACCAAAAUCUCAAGGGAUCCUUACCAAAUCAGCCAGCAAUUUGCUUCAAGGGGAACCAGGGGUACAUCAAAAUUCCUGCUAGCACCCCUGAGGCUCCCGAUGCACUGCGUGUCUUCUCCUUCUACCUGUCCAGCGACAGCAAGGACAAACCUCAGGCCAGCUUCGACUGUAUACACCAGUAUGUCUCGGGGGAUGGCUGGGAACAUCUGGAGAGCCAGGGGAGCAUCCAGGAUAAGAUCACGGUGUGUGCCACGGACGACUCCUACCAGAUGACCCGCGAGCGCAUGUCCCAGGUCGAGAAAGACAUCAUGAGCAGGUCGGCCAUCGAGAUAAAGCCAGGCUCCACGCGUCCGAGUAAAUUUAUGAAGAUAAAGAAAAAGCAAGGCCUGCCCCCAUCUGUGGACAGUAUGAACAAACACUCACCCAACAACAAGAAGAGUGGGGCCCCUAGCCCUGUGGCCCACCGGCCCCUGAGGGACCGCGUCAUUCACGUGCUGGCCUUAAAGCCCUACAGGAAGGCCGAGCUGCUGCUGUGGCUGGAGAAGGAGAGGGCUAACCCCAAGGACAAGGCCGACCUGAGCUCUGUGCUGGAGGAGGUGGCUAAACUCAACCCCAAAGAGCACAGUUUCACCCUGAAGGAUGAGUUCUACCGACAGGUACAGCGAGACUGGCCAGGCUACGUGGAGGAGGAGAGGCAGCUCAUACACAGACUGCUCACCAGAAAGCUGCAGCCCCUGGGUCCCGGCCAGACGAGGAGUUUACAGCCCAACCAUUCAUUCCUCAAAACCCCGGGGGAUUCUCCAUCCCAGCUCAGUCCAGUCAAGCCUCCCUCUGUGAAACGCCCAGUGCCUUCCGACCAUUCGGAAAGUCCGACUCCCAAGAAGCAGAGAUUACUAGACCCAUGUUUGCCCCUCCAGUCACCUUCCAACGGACAUCUGAGCUCCUCGACAGGCCGUGCCUCGUUAGGCCCGAGGAACAGCAGUUUACCGACAAAACUGGAGUUUGACCGAACUAGCAGUAGCAUUCAGGACAGUCAAAAUGGCCUCUACCCACGACACAGCCAUAACCUCAGCGAGUCUGACGGUGCUGCCAAGCCAGAGCGGUUGCAGCCCAACGGCCCCGUGGCAAGCAGCCCCAAAACCCCACGGACUGACCCCCCAGUAUGCAAUGAGCAGCCGCUAGCCAAUGGCCAGCACAAAAAGAAGAAGUCCAAGAAGCACAAGGACAAAGAGCGCGAGCACUUAAAAACAGAGUGGGUGGAAACCAGCCCGGAUCUGAAACACCAUCAGGAGAAUCUCAACGAUCACGACAUGGCCAAUACACCUGUCAGCCCAGGCUCUCCAGAGGACAUUCACGACUAUUUAUUAAAAUACAUCACUAUAAUUGGCAGUGAGCAGCGUCAACAGUAUAAGGAGGACUUCUGUGCUGAGUACGAUGAGUACAGGGACCUGCACGACCGGAUCGGCAAGGUUACCGAGAUGUUCAUUCAGCUGGGCUCCAAAAUUAAAACCCUCUCACCCGGCACGCAAGCGUAUAAGUUAAUGGAGGACCAAAUACUGGAGAAGUAUAGAAAGUAUAAAAAGAAGUUUCCUGACUACCGGGAGGAGAAGAAGCGUUGCGAGUAUCUCCAUCAGAAACUGUCACACAUCAAAGGCCUCAUCUUGGACUAUGACCGGUCCCAGACCCCCUCAUAGUAAUGGCUUCUCCUCACUUCUCUAAGUGUGGCAGGACAGACCAAAAGACUCCCCCCUGAGGAAAUGCCCAGCACCAAGCCAGGCAUCUAGCCCUGCCAGAACCCAGAGCUGCUUUCACACUUUACUUCUCUCAAGGAAGAUAGAAAGAAAGAAAGACAAAGAAAGAAAGAAUGGAAAAGGAAGGAAAAAACCAGCCUGCGGACAUAAGGAAACGAGAGGAGUAACACUCAAGUUGGCCCAGACCACCAACUUGUAACAAUGCCUUUUAAUGUCCCUGGUUUUACGUUCACCAGAGCGAGAGAGUGCGAGCGUUCACGUGGGCUGGGAUUUGUGGUGUUGUAUAUAUUGUGAGACACAAUAAAAGCCAAAUCCUUUUUAUUUCUCUUGCUCGCUCUCAAAUGAAAUGGGGGAUAAGGCUUCUGCCGCCCUUGCUAUUUUUACAUUGGUAUGUGGCCAAGACGGAGAGGAGCCGCUAUUGUGUUCGAUUGGUACAAUCAUAAAGACAGGAUGAGUUAAGAGAAUCUUAAUACCCAGUCUGCUGUUUGCUCUGUAAUUGAGCACUAAAUGCAGUGUCUAUUUUGCUAUAUUACUGAAUGUACAUUUGUAAAAUAAAAACAUGAGAUCACAACAUAUAUUAAAAGAUGGGUUUAAAUCACUGGAUAUAAUAAGGGAAACCUGAGAGAUAGUCUAUACUGUGGGUAUCUAUGGAAGACGUACUCUGUACCUGGUGAUUCUGAUGUGUGUUUAUUUACUAGCCCGGCCCUGUUGAACUUGCCUCUGGUAGGGAGCCUCUCACUGCCUCCUCAUCCACUAAUUUGCAUCAAUCAUGGCCCUCUGCUUAAGUGAUACGGAAACCAAAAUGAGGAUGAGGAGGACGGGCGGCCACUUCUGUCCUCAUCCAAGCAAAGCGGAAGACAUUUCUCCAUGGCAAAGUGCUAGCGCUGUUACUCACAUGUAGGAUUCAUGAGGACAGCAGCAGCCUUCGUUCCCUCACCACUGUAUCAGGAGGCUUUUUCUCCAACCACUACAGCACAAUGGUGUCCUUAUUGCCAUAAUAAUAAUAAUAAUUACUACAUGUCAUUAUUAUUACUAUUAUUAUUAUUGGACACUGAAGAUAUAAACAGCAGACACAAUCAUGAUCUGAAAGCACAUUUAGUUUGUUUUUCUAUGUUCUCUUGAACUUUUCUUGUAUUUUCUGAAGUCUGUACAUUUGUUCAGUUGAGCCGUGUUUUUUGUUUGUUUGUCCCCCCCAACCACAACUCUCUGUGUUAAUGUUUUGUUUCUGUAAAAAUGUCUUAUUUUAACCAUUCCACUUGGAGUCCUCCUGAAGGUUACCUAUGGUGACAAUGCAAUGCCUUAGACCCAUGUAGUGUCCAAUGAUGAGGUUUAACCGAUUGUGCACCACAUUCUAGAAUGUUCUCGCCUCAUGUCAUGUGAGGAGCAAUGUUCCAAGUAGUAAUCAGAGGAUGACAUGUUCUCAGUCUUCUUCCUCUGGAUUGGGCUCUGCUGUGUUCUCAACUGACCUGCAGUUAAAAGACCAAAAGAUGAGAUUCUUUCGGUCAGAUGGCUUUUCAUUCUGUGCCAUCAACUGACAAACACAUAUAUCUCCAGUGUCCUGAACCUGCAUCAGAUAGCUAUGCCCAUGGCCUUGUGUGCAUCAUUUUCAACUGACAUACACUCAUAUAUUUCCAGUGUCCUGAUCUUGCAUCAGAUAGCUACACCCAUGACCUUGUGUGCAUUGUUUUAAUGGAAGAAAUGGAUAAGUAUUUUGUGUCAUUCUUGCGCUUUAAAGUUUCUCCUCUGGAGAGUGCUGAACUGUUAAGUAUUUCAUUCAGUGUUAGUUCUCAAUCAGAAUUCGGUUCCGAGCAAGAAAACUCUGAUAGAUUUGCCAAAUUAGGAUAGUUCUUUUUUAUUGUACGUUUGAUGUUUCAUUCCUACAUGGGGCUACUUCAUGUUUUGUUGUAGAUGCCUUAAAUAAACUGGACCGCAUACCUGAA